Messenger RNA from Aphanomyces invadans, 1464 nucleotides. RefSeq lists its product as hypothetical. The record is from RefSeq and is a predicted model, not a curated record. NCBI's taxonomy places the organism in Eukaryota, Oomycota, Saprolegniomycetes, Saprolegniales, Verrucalvaceae. The coding region runs from base 1 to 1464 and encodes 487 amino acids. Gene Ontology annotation, molecular function: protein binding. The transcript has 6 exons.
AUGGCGACGUCCUACGAAGCAUGGGACAAAUACGAUGUCGACAAGGUGAUGCAGCAGCUCGAUGAAGCGGACGCCAGGGAAGAAAAACUCAAGAAGAAGCAAGAGUUCCUGAAGAAGAAGGACAACGUCGUGGACGAGGCGGGGGAUUCCGCGGAGGUGUUAGCAACACGUGCAGCAGUUGCGGCAUUGAAGGCUAAACGGCUCGCCGACCGAAACAACAAGAAGAAUGCCGACCGAGGAGGCAUCUCAGUAGUAAUGGACAGCAACAGCGUCGUGGCUGUGCUUGAAAAGCAAGCAGGUUUGCUGCAGCGAAAGAGUUCGAGCAUCCAGACGGCGAUGCGGUCCCGUGGCCAAGCAAGUGCAUUCCUCACCAAGAAUCAAGCGACAGAUGCUCUGGCAUCGUACCGCGAAGCGCUUCGGGCGGUCGACGAGCUCGACAACGUUAUUCCACAGCUCGAUGUCAUUGAAACCGAGAUCGAACAAACGUCCAAGUUGCUGCAACAACAACCAAACAAUCUAUCCAAUUCUGGUGGACCCGACCACCACGCUUGCAGCGGUCCUUGCAACCACUCUGCUCCGCAGAACACUCCUGUAGGUCCGCCAUCGCUUCCCAAGAGCUCCGACUUGAAAGGCAUUGCGAAGAUGCUUCGAGUAGACUGUUUGAUAGGCAUCGGCAUGUGCCACAUGGAGCGGUGCCAUUACGCGUCGGCAUCCGAGUCGUUUCGAGAUGCGAUUCUGAUCAACGGUGACAACUUGGAAGCGUGGAGGCUGCGCGCAGCCGCGUUUUCUCGAAUGGGUGCACCGCUCAUUGCCCUGCUUCACUGGAACAAGGUGGUUGCCGUGGAAGGCGAAGCUGGCGACGCACAAAAGGAGCUCGACUCGCUUGAAGCUGAGCUCAUCGAACCAACCUACACCGAUGACGACGUGUACUCGACGGCCAUGGCGUACUUGAAUCGCGACGCAUUGGAUGAAACGCUGGCUCGCAUGCUCCUGCUCCGCCAUGAAGCAGACGUGAUCAUGGUCGAAGGGUUCUACACGUACUCGAUCCACAAGUACCGUGCGAUCCUGGACACUCUGUCCAAGGUCUUGGCAUCGACGCCCCAUCUGCAUCAUCCCGCCCUCGAUCAACUGCGUUUGGCAUGUCAUGUCAACAUCGCGAGUGGGUACUUGGACAUGCAGAAGAACCUCCCGGCAGCAGUCAACCACUGUUUGGCCGCGCUGGAUAUCGAGCCUGCUGUUAUCGCGGUCCGCUACCGACUCGGGCACGCCUACCGCCUCCUCGGCAAAUACGACCUAGCGACGCAGGAGCUCCAGAUGGCGCUGCGGGUCGCGAGCACUGCAGCGCCGUCGCCAGAGGGAUCCACCACACUCAAGACGAUUUCGACGGAACUGGACCGGGUCGAGUUUGACAGGUCCGAACUCGACCUACACUCGAUUCAACGUAAUCUCAAAUCGCUUUCGUGA